CCGCGCUUCAAUUUCUAACGACCAAAACUGGCGAUUGAGCACAGUGCGCGGAAUCGCGAAGCGUUAAUCUUAAUUAUUGCGCGUGGCCAUUGGGGAACGCACACUCGAAAAUCGAACAGCAACCGGAUAUUAACAGAAGCCGUGGGUAUCGUUUAUUUACCAAGCAGAUGGAAGCGCAUCCGAAUUCUCUUUAAAUUGCAAAAUAACUUCUGUGGAUGGAAGGGAGAAAAAAACUGCACGACUCUUUAACACCGGUAGAGAGCACUCCGUUCCUCAUAUAUUGGAUUUUUUCCCAGAGGCGGCGAGCUGUUUCCUCAGCACCUCGGAAACAUAGUAAAUUGUCUGUCUCAAGGACACCAGCAAAUCUCCGGUCUUGGUUGUGACAAAAACCAUUGGAGCUCACUUUCUUCUCUGCCUCAAGACGACAUUUGAAGCAUAAAGACUCAUUUUGUGAGCCCAUUUUUGGAUUUUAAGACGACCUGAAGUGCAUCUACAGUACAAUACAUACUGACAUGGAAUUAUGGAUAAAGUUGAUGCUGUUGUGCAGUUGCUGUAUCGGAUCAAGUGCGGACUUUGACGGCGGGUGGCCCAGACAGACGGGCUCCUCCAACGGACUGUGCCGCUACGGAACCAGAAUCGACUGCUGCUGGGGCUGGACCCGGCGGUCCUGGGGAAGCUGCGAGCCUGUCUGCCAGUAUGGCUGUAAGCACGGAGAGUGCAUUGGACCGGACAAAUGCAAGUGCUACCCAGGAUUCACCGGGAAGACCUGCAAUCAAGAUCUGAACGAGUGUGGACUGAAGCCACGCCCCUGCAAGCACAGGUGCAUGAACACCUUCGGAAGCUACAAGUGCUACUGCCUCAACGGGUACAUGCUGAUGCCCGACGGGACGUGUGGAAACACCCGGACCUGCGCCAUGGCAAACUGCCAGUACGGGUGCCAGGUGAUGAAGGGCGAGGUGCGGUGCCAGUGCCCGUCGCCAGGGUUACGGCUGGCGCCAGAUGGCAGGACCUGCAUGGACGUGGACGAGUGCGCCGCCGGCAGACCGGUGUGCCCGAGGUUCAGAAAGUGCGUCAACACCUUCGGGAGCUACGUCUGCAAGUGCCACGACGGCUUCGAGCUGCGAUACGUCAAGGGGAAAUACCAGUGCAACGAUGUGAACGAGUGUGUCUCCACCCAGCCCCCGUGCGGGAGCUUCUCCGUGUGCUACAACACGCCGGGCUCCUACAAAUGCAAGUGCAAGGAGGGCUACCGUGGGUCAGGCCACGACUGCAAAGCCAUUCCCAAAGUGACUAUUGAACCCCCCAGGCCGGGAAAAGGAAAAACCCCAACGUCCAACGUCUCCCUUGGCAACAGAAUCCCAGAAUACGAUCCCAGGACCACCACCGUUACCACGACAACUACCACAGUGAGGGCGCCUGUAACUGCCAGGAGGCCCAGACCGACCACAGCAGUGACUGUGCCACCCAAGAGGGCGACCCCUCGCCCCACCCCCGCCCACAGACCGCACAUCACCCCGUACAGGGCGCCCGCAGCCCCCCCCACGCACAAGCCCGCACCCCCGACUCACCGGCCCCCCACCACCGCCACGCCCGUACAGGAGGCCCCCUCAACCACCGCUCGCCGACCUCCCGUCCCAGAGGUCACGACCCCGGACGACAGCUCCCACAACGAGAUCACGCAGAGACCCAGAGGCGACGUGCACAUUCCUCGCAAGCAUGGGGACAGCAAUGUUUUGGAUAUCAAUUUCGAUAUUGAACUGGGAAACGUCGCAGAAGCACUGAAAGAUGACUCAGAUGCCAGUUCUCUAAGCUGUACUUUUGAUAACGGUAUGUGCGGCUGGAUCAGAGACGGCGACGGCGACUUGCACUGGGAAACAGCACCAGAUCCGGCAGGCGGGAAAUAUCUGACGAUCCCCGAGGUGGGGGGCAAGAGGAGCGGACGCGGGGCGCGCCUGGUCCUCCCGCUGAGCAAGGCCUGGAAUUCGGGGAACCUGUGCCUCUCCUUCCGGCACAAGCUGUCGGGACACCGCGUGGGCGCGCUGCAGGUGUUCGCCCAGAGGGGGGGGCAGGACAGCCCGGCCGUUUGGGGCAGGACGGGGGGGCAAGGCUGGAGGCACACCCAGAUCACGCUGUGGGACGCGGCGCUGGAGAGCGUGAUCUUGAAGGGCGAGCGCAGAAAAGGUCGCAGUGGAGAGAUGUUGGUGGAUGACCUCAGUCUGAUGAAAGGCUCCUGCUCUGAGGAGCACAAUCUGAGGAGACUUUAACAGAACCACCGGGAGCAGUCGGAUGCAGCCCCCCCUCCCCUCCCCUCUCCAGAAGAGUCCUGAAAGGCCAGCGAAAAAAGGCUGGGGAAGGAACUCUGAAGAAGAGCGUGACUUUGAACGCAGGCAAGGUGUUCCAGCAGUCUUUCUCCCCCCCCCCCCCCGUUCGGUUCUUCUCAUCCGUUUCCUGUGCAUGCCGUCCCUGCGCAGAGCAUCGCAUUCCUGACGUGGAGGGCAAAGCGCGCUCGCUCACGCAGUCAGGAGGCCUCUUUUCAGGCGCGCAGAACCGCAGAGUUUUUCUCGCUGGCGUGGGGAUCGUGGGGAUGCUCUGGCUCUGUGCUUUUCCACCUCACAAAAAAAAAAUCUUGUUACAUUACUACCCCUUUGAACAGUAGGUUUUUUGGAAUGUUUUUGUUUUCUUUUUUUCAAAAUUCACAGUCAGUGUUCCAGAACCCCAUUUCUUUCAGUUAACAGCAGUGAUUGUCACAUCGGCGUUAGAAUGUUCAGUUAAGAACAUUCUAAUUGCAUUUUUGUGGUCUUACACCUUAAAGGGUUAAAGGGUGUGUCUGUGAUGAUGUCAUGCUCAGCCCUCCAAUCAGUUUAGACACCGGUUUGGGAAUGCUUAAUUUUAAGAGUCCCUUUGUGGAACCAUAUUUAAAAAAAUGUAAAAAUGAAUUUAUGGAUUUAAAUAUUCUAAAUAAGUAGCACAGGCAUUAAGUAAUAAUAUACAAUAAAUGCCGCCUAAGCCAUAAGUACGUAAAACCUGUUUAUUAUUAAAAGUUAUUAUUGACUAACGCAGCCAACUUAAUUAUCCUUUUAUAAAAGAUUAUUUAUUUUUUACUAUUUAGGAUGCAGUUCAGGACCCAGUUUGUUUUGUAUUUAAAUGUCUAUUUAUUUGAAAGUAAACAAAAGUAUCUUAUCCGUGAGCCGUGAUUUUUCGCUUUAUUUUUCUAUUGCACAAACCCAUGCCUGCUUUUACCAGUGGAAAAUCAGUAUGGUGAACACACACACAAAUCUAGGACAUUGUUCACUACCCAGCUGCCUAUAGGUAUAAUGUCACAGAGUUAUUAUAGUGUAGGUGUAAUAUUACAUCUCAGUAAUAUUACAUCUUCUCAAACUGUCUUAGUUUUCUUUUGUGCAGAUCAGCAGGCACAGUUUUUUCCUCAUUCUCUGAAUAAAUAAAUAAAUAUAUACAUUCAAAUCUCCACUCAGACCACAUUAUACAUUUUCGCUCCUGAGGCACAUAGUCUUUCACUCUUCCGGACAUUUUCAGCACACUGAAGUAGUUUCACACGCGCUUAAAACACUGCAGAGGUGAGCUAUGACACCUUAUGAGCUGUGAUAUGCUGCCUUUUCUUUUUUUUUUUCCUUCUCAACCUGUCAUCACCUAUACCUUAUUUUUUAGUUCAUUAAGUUUUCAAUCAAUGUCUAAUUCGGACAGGUGACGAAAAUGGCUGAAUGAGCAUUGCCAUUGUGGAAUAACCAAUGUGCUAUGUGCUGUGGUCUUAAUGGUGCUGUUUGUUGAUGAUGAUGAUGACGAUGUUGAUGGAUUAUUUUCAUUAUGUAUACCAUAAAGUGUAUUACUGGAAA
Molecule: messenger RNA, 3851 nt
Organism: Anguilla anguilla (European eel)
Lineage: Eukaryota; Metazoa; Chordata; Actinopteri; Anguilliformes; Anguillidae
Product: nephronectin-like
Exons: 12
Coding region: 513-2264 (583 amino acids)
Cellular component (GO): membrane
Molecular function (GO): calcium ion binding
Source: RefSeq, a predicted model, not a curated record